AUGCCUGUUGACAACAAGAAUUCCCGUUCCAGUUUCGAAGCAGGCCAUGCUACUGAUCAGCCAGUAACAAGUAAAAAACAAUCAACUCAAAAACCGGAAGAACAGCAACAACAACAAGGAUCCGUUUCGGAUUUUAAACAGGAUGCUCGUGCGUCUCAGAUUGGUUUCAAGAAAGUUGGAAUUCUCUUCAAAAAACAAGCCGAACUUUUUAUUGGUUAUUUAGAUGAUGACAAUACUGAAAAUCUCCCACAAAAAGAAAAAUCAAAAUCACCAUCGUUAUCAUCAUCAUCACAGCAAGUUAAAAUUACUGUUAAGAAAAAUGAUGAUCAAGAAGAAAGUCAUAUUGUCUAUAUACCCGUUUUACCGCAUAGUGUAUCAAAUUCAGAAUUGGAAAAAACAAUAUCAACUCGUCUUCAAGAUUUUCAAAUUCGUGUGAAACAAUGUCAAUGUAUAUCAGAAAUUGGUGUUGUUAUUUUACAUUUGAGAAAUUCAGAAGAUAGAACAAAGUUAUUAGACAAAAUACAAUCGGUUGUCUUGUCAAAAACACCAUUAAUAACUAUCAGUUUUGUGGACCAAAUUGAAUUAGUUUCCUAUAUUGUUUUUGAUACUACUAAACAUGAUCAAGACGAAGAUCUACCGACAUUAGAUGAAAUAAGUCAACGUUGGUUACAGCUAUUAAAACCAGAACGUCCACCACAAUGUGAAAUUGUGUCAGUAGACUUUCCAAAUAUUAUCAAAGUCAUAUCUUAUUCAGUUGAUGAGUUAUUAUUGGCAGCCAAUUUCGGUAUAUUUAGUAUUAAAGAUCUCCACGGUAAAAUAUAUGCUAGAGCCGAUUGCUCAUUUUUGGAAAAUUUACCAAUAAAAUCUGUUCCAUCUCAAUUUCAAAAAAUUGAUUUAUUACUGUAUUUAUUUAUUGUAAAGCAAUUGGACAUGUCACCACAAGAAGUACAAACACAUGGACAACAAUGUCAAGAAGAAGGAGAACGUUUAUAUGAAUUAUUAGUAUCAGAAAAAUCAAAUAAAACAACAACAGACACACAGAUAUAUGUACUACCAAAAGAAAUAAAAGAAUUCAAAAAGUUAUUUCAUAUUGAAUUGAAUAAAGAAUCAAGAAAUGUCAUUAUAUUAGCAUCGACGACUGUGCAAAAAUGGUUAAAUAGAGAUUUUAUUUAUUUUUAUGGUCGUCUAUUACAAAAAACUAAUCAUUUAGGAUAUAAAGUGACAGUCAAACUACCUAUAAUACCUACGGCAACAACUGAUUCUGUACAACAAGCGCUUCAAUCGCACCCUAUGUUUCAAAAUUUCGUUGGACAAAUAAAAAUAGCUGAUGAAAUGGCUAUUAUUGAGUUUUCAGAUCGAUCUGUCUAUGAUGAGUGUGUAAAAUCUGGAAGUAUACAAAUUAAAAUAAACAAUAAAAAUCAAACAUUACAAGUAGAGCGUUAUAGUUCAACGAAUAAUCCAUCUGAGAUGGAUAUUAAUGUUGAAAAUUGGUAUGGUACAAAAAUGAAGGAUUGUAAAGCAGAUAUCACACAAUUUGUGCCAAUAGAUCCCAUAUUUCGUUACAAAUGGAAUUCAAAAAUAUGGCUCGAUGAAUUUCUUAAAGUUAAAAAUGAUAAUGAUAUUAAACAACCAAACUCAACUAAACAUUUACUACGUGUAACCGUUAUGUUAAAUACAAUAUCAGCUAUUCGAAAUAAGAAAUAUUUGUUGGAAAAUGUGGAUGAUGAUGAAAAAGAAAAAGAAAUCGAACUCAAUGCAUUACCAUUGAAAACCAUAUUGUAUAAUCAUCAAACAAAAUUAUUUCAAUCAUCAGAACGAAAAAUAAUUCAGACUCCAUAUGAUUCAACAAGAGUUUUAGUAGAAAAUACGGAUUGUAUGAAAGUUUAUGAACGAUUAGUUAAUGAAAGUUGUAAACCAUUAUUAUUGAAUAUGGCUAGUGCAACAACUCCCGGAGGCGGUUAUAGGAAAGGUGAUGGAGCACAAGAAGAAGAUCUAUUCCGUCGUUCAAAUUAUUAUAUUAGUCUUGAUUAUGCAUGGGAUACGACAAUAACUCAGCUGCAACGGAAAAAAUUUUCAUCAAACUUUAAACUAGAAGAUAUGUCUCAAAAAGAACUCCUCUAUCCAAUGGAGGAAUUUGGAUGUAUUUAUACAUCUGGUAUAACAUUUUUUCGUGGUACAGAAGAUAAAGGUUAUCCAUAUUUAUCAUCUCCAUUGUAUGAUGUUAAAGCAAUUGCUAUGGCUGCAUAUCGAGAUCCACCGUUAUCACAAAAUAAUACUCGAUUAGAAAUAACAAAAGCGGCUGGUAUGCGUAAAAAAAUAGAAAACAUCUUUGCAAUAGCUGUUACCCAUGGCCAUGAUUCGUUGGUGUUAUCGGCUCUAGGCUGUGGUGCGUUUAAAAAUCCUCCGGAUCAUGUUGCACUCAUCUUUAAAUCUGUUAUUGAACAAUACGCUGGAUUUUUUAAACAGAUUAUAUUUGCUAUUAUCGAUGAUCAUAAUACAGGAAAACAAAUAAAUCCAGAUGGUAAUCAUAUGCCAUUCAAAAACGUUUUAGACAAACUAGUUGUUGAACCGUGCACAGCUCCAUCUGCUGGUAUGAUGAUAGGACCAUAUCGAAUUGAUAGUAAAGAUAAGAAUAGUAAUCAAUUGACUAUCGACGAGUUUGUUAUUAAGGGAAAAUCACCAUGUCGUUAUGCAGCUAAUUGUUCAGAUAUAAAUAGUCAAAAGCAUCGCGAGCGAUAUUCACAUCCAUCAUUAUGUCCCUAUGGUAGCGGAUGUCGUUCAUCUAGUGAUGAUGAUGUACAUUCACAGUUUUUUAUCCAUUUAAAACAAUGUUCAGCGGGUGGUGAAUGUACAAACAAUGAUCAAAAACACUUGCACGAUUUCGUUCAUGUUGAAUAUUGUUCAAUGGGUGGAGAUUGUCAAGAUACAAAAAAAUCGCAUUUAAAACAAUAUCGACAUUUGCCAUUAUGUGAAAAACGCUUAAAUUGUCCAGAUUAUAUGAGAAAAGUCACGUUACAUCUUCAGCAAUAUCGUCAUUGUAAAUCAGAAUGUCCGUUUGGCCAUAAUUGUAAUGAUUUUCAUGAUCCAAAUCAUUUUCAAGCAGAAAUACAUCCGUUUAAUUCUCCAUGUCCAAUGACACCAUUCUCAUGCAAUCGAUUUAUAAAAUAUCUUCAAGAAAAAGAUCGAAUGACAGAUAAAGAUGAAAAAGAAUUACUUGAAAACCAUUGUUUAAAAUAUUCCCAUGUAUGUCCUUGGGGACGACAAUGUAACGAUAAAAGUAAACAACAUCUGACGACAACCAUACAUAUUGCAAGAAAUAAUUGUCCAAAUGGAAACAAAUGUGAGCAACUGAAUAAUGAAGAACAUUUAAAUUCGUUUACACAUCCAAAUAUAAAAGAUUUACGUCUAUUAUGUAAAUAUUCGGGUACAAAAUGUGAAGAUUUAACAAAAUUAACACAUCUGGCACGUUAUCGUCAUAAUAUCAAUCAAGAUUAUUUAGAUGUGGCACAAUUUUAUGAUUUAAAUAAAAAGAUAAAUUUUGUUCAAAAUUAUCAAAACUUAUUGGAACCAUUUCCGACGUAUGUUACAAAUACUCUAAAUGAAAAUUGGUCAAGCAUUCAAAAUGUUGAUAAGAAAAUUUUAGAUUGGAUUCGUUCAUUACAACCUGUUCAUCGUUGUAAUCCAAAAAUAUUUGAAUCAAUCUUACUUCAUGGUCAUGUUAUGGGUCGAACCUUUAUGAAUAAAUUAAAAAAACCCGAAAAUGUUGUACAGACAGCCUAUAAUCAUAGUCGUAUUAGACAAAUAUUAAAGCAAAAAGGUAAAGCUGUACAUGAAGCAGUUCAACAGUUGAUUAAACCAUUGGUUGAACUAGAAUUUAUUAAAGGAAAAAUUAUAACAGAUGAUAAUCCAGAAUAUGACAGAUCAUAUUUAAUAGCAUCCGCAAUAAAGAUUUUAAAAGUAUCUUUAAAAGCAGAUGAUAUUGAGGCAAUUAAGCGAAAAGUAAUAGAAAUUGCUCAAGAUUCAAUACUACUAAGUAAAAAUCAAACGGGCAUCGGAUACGAAGUGGAUGUUGCCGUAGGUACAAAUCACCAUGUAUUUAGUAUUUUGGGUCCACAUACAGGAUGGUACUAUGGUGAUGUUGUCAUUGUAUUUAAACCUGAAAUAAUGCUGCAUCCGGAUACAAACUUUACAAUACAAGCAGCAACAUUUUUUCCAAGAGGUGCUGCUUAUGAAUUGCGUCCAUGGUUGAAAGAUCCAGGUACAAAACCAGAACGUGUGAAUCAUUUUCAUUCAUCUAAACUACAUUCCACAUUAGAUGGUUAUGAAUAUCCUACUGCUUUAGGAUUAAUGGGCAUAACUGGUAGAGAAAAGAAAACAAUGAAAGUUAGUUUAAAUGAUAUUAUUCAUUAUUUUAAAUCAAUCGAUUCACAUCAAACUAUAGAAGUGCAUUUACCACAAUUAAUACCGUUAACAUAUAUAGAACAAAUUUUCAUGCCAAGAAAUGUUUUCCUACUAAUGAAUAAAAAAGCACAAGAUUCUAGAGCACACAUAUUUAAAAAUAAAAUAAUAGUAACAGAUGAUGAAGUUGAUAUGGAUAUAGAGCUAAUAGCACACCAAGGUGAACCACCUGAUGCAUCAAGAACAAAAUAUCAAAAUUAUGUGAUUAAGCAACUAUUAGAUAAAAUUGAUUUACGUUCAAAAACUCUAUCAAGUAAUAAUAAUACAAGCCAAGGUAUUUAUAUUACAUUAUCAUCAUCACAACUCGUAACAAUGCCACAUACAAUAUUACAAUCAUAUCAACAUGCAUUGGCAAUAUCUAAUAAUCGACAACUAUCAAAUGAUACUGUUUAUAUAUAUUUCAAAGUCAAAGAUGGUGAUUUUAUGUUACUUUUGACAAACGAACGAAUUGAGAAAGGACAAGAACAACCAAAUUUAGUAUAUUUAACCUGUUAUGUUGCACCAAUGCCACCAACAACAACUACACCUGAUGAUUACUAUGAGACCAAUUCAUAUAUAAAUAGUUUAACACCGGAGGCGUGUGAUACUGUUCUAGAAGAAAAAAUAUUUAAAACCUCUUCAAAUCAUUUUCAUAAAGGCUGUAAUACAGAUGAUUAUAUACAAUAUUGUUUAAAAAUUCGCUGUGAGACAGGUCAAGUUUCACUGAUUCAUGCCGGUACCAAUGGUAUUUAUAAUCAUUCACCGUUAGAAUAUAAAUUUAGUAAAAAUGAGUUAGAUGUAAAAAAAUUAGAGUAUAUACAGUUUCAAUCUAGAUCACGUAAAAUAUCAAUACAAAACUUUUUAAUCAAAUUUGAACCAAUCCCACAAUUACAUCCAACAAUCGAUAAACAGUUCCGAACUCAAGUGCCAGCCGAUUCUAAUGAAGAAGCCGGAGAAAAGCCCCCACAAAAUUCUAGCACAAUUGGUGCCCUAUCAAAUGUUUGGAGAAAGGGUGAUGUAGCACCGUCAAACGGGGAAUUAAGAGUCAAAGAGCCCGGUUUAUUUCGUAGAAUAUGGAGACAAAUAUUUCGAUAUAAAACAGCCACAAAACAACAACAGGACCACGGAUCUUACUCCGAACAACACACAACAGGUGAUUAUCAAAAGCGCGUACAACAGCAACAACGGCUUGUUCCACAACAUCAAGGCUAUAAUCAAAAACAACAUAAUCUACAAGAAGAAGAACAACAACAGACAAGACAUCAAGGAGUACAAGUGCUUAAUUUAACCCAACCACAACAACAACAGACUACUAAAAAUCCACCAUGUAAAGAUUCUAUUCAUUGUUUGCUACAAUACAAUCAUCCUCAAACUGAGCACCAUAAUAACGCAUAUUCACAUCCUUGUCGUUUCUCAGAGAUUUGUCGUGAUAGAAAUGAUCUAAAACAUAACUUACAGUUUACACAUUAUCAACAUAAAGUGUCAGCAUGUCAGCAUGAUCAACAAUGUACAAAAAAGCAUGAUCCUCUGCAUCGGUAUGAAUAUCGUCACACUAACUUGCCAGAUUUAUUACGACCAUGCAAAUAUCAAACAAAAUGUCGACAAAAAUCAUCUGAAGAACACGCCAUUGGUUAUUCACAUGGUGAAAAUAUUCCAUUAUCCGCACAUCAUACAUCCUGA
Messenger RNA from Didymodactylos carnosus, 6117 nucleotides. NCBI's taxonomy places the organism in Eukaryota, Metazoa, Rotifera, Eurotatoria, Philodinida, Philodinidae. The record is from the annotation of a GenBank genome assembly.